Carlito syrichta (Philippine tarsier) is the source of this 374-nucleotide messenger RNA. RefSeq lists its product as uncharacterized. Gene Ontology annotation, cellular component: nucleolus. The record is from RefSeq and is a predicted model, not a curated record. NCBI's taxonomy places the organism in Eukaryota, Metazoa, Chordata, Mammalia, Primates, Tarsiidae. The transcript has a single exon. The coding region runs from base 3 to 296 and encodes 97 amino acids. Gene Ontology annotation, biological process: ribosome biogenesis.
CAAUGGCCAAGAACAAAUUCCUAGAGCAGCAGACCAGGAUUAUAAGUGUACUUCAGAUGGCCGGCCAAAAACACUUUAAACCUAAAAACAAAGCAAAACCAGUUACCACUGAUCUUAAAAAGAGAAAUAUUAUAAAUGAAGAAAAAGUUAACAGAGUGAAUACAGAGCUUGUAAAUAUACAAAAAGAACUAGCACUCUUCUCAAAUGGCCUUUCUCUUGAACCUCAGCAGAAAGAACUGAUUCCUCAGCAGUGUCAUGAAAGCAAACCAGUUAACGUUGAUGAAGCUACAAGAUGAAUGGCUCAGUUGUAAUACAGUGGUGAUGCAUCUAAUUCCUCAAAAAGCCAAUAAAUUAAAUGUUUCAUACAAAAAAAA